Aricia agestis (brown argus) is the source of this 1407-nucleotide messenger RNA. RefSeq lists its product as uncharacterized. Gene Ontology annotation, biological process: apoptotic DNA fragmentation. The coding region runs from base 36 to 1370 and encodes 444 amino acids. Gene Ontology annotation, molecular function: single-stranded DNA endonuclease activity; nucleic acid binding; metal ion binding. Gene Ontology annotation, cellular component: nucleus; mitochondrial inner membrane. The transcript has 7 exons. Lineage: Eukaryota; Metazoa; Arthropoda; Insecta; Lepidoptera; Lycaenidae. The record is from RefSeq and is a predicted model, not a curated record.
UAGGUUCUGUGCCUUGUAAAAGAAACAUUUUGAAAAUGUUUCGUAUAGUUUUGGGUGUGGUGGCCGUCGCGCUGACGGUGGCGGCUCUACCUUCCCGGAAGCCGGAACCAGGGGAUCUCGCUCUUAUGCUAAACGAGGAGGAGUUCGAAGACUACCUCGAUUCCUGGCUGGCGGUCGAGGAGCAGAGCUGGGUUAACGCCUCCGCUGCCGUUCAACCCCGAAGCGGCUGCAGCAUCAGAGUGAACGGGGACUUGGGUCAGCCGCAGCCGAUCUUCAUCCGGCGCAGCACCAACACGUAUCCGGCAGGCACCGGCAACUCCGGCGUCAUCCACCUCAACACCGGCGAGGAGGUCAUCGUGUCCUGCCCUGGCUCCGGCCGCACCAUCCUCCAUCCCCAGCAAUCAGCCUCCGUGCAAACUGGUAACGUGCAAUGCGUGAGCGACGCUCAGGUGACCGGUCUCGGGUGGCUGAAUGGAGUCGGCGAGUUCGGUCAUCUGACGUGCACGUCACACUCCUUCUACGAGGCCAUCGCCACCAACGAGCGCUGCUACAACAACCACGUCAUGUUGAGCGUGGGCUUCGUCGUUAACAACGUGUUCCACCCGCUGUACCACUCGUGCUUCGACCAGACCCGGCUGGAGGUGCUGUACGUCCGCUACGAGCAGAAUCCGUGGAACGCCGUCCACCAGACCGGAGUCACCCGACCCAGCUGGAUCGCCGGUGGUUUCUUCCCGGGCGUGGCGAUCAACACCGUGUACACGCAAGUGCAGCAGAAGCAGGCGAUCGCGCAGCUGGUGGGGUCCGCGCUGGCUGACGUGUACGUCACCUCAACGCAGUUCCUCGCCCGCGGACACCUGGCCGCCAAGACCGACUUCGUGUACGCGUCCGGCCAGCGAGCCAGCCACGUGUUCAUCAACGCCGCGCCUCAGUGGCAACCGUUUAACGCCGGCAACUGGAACUGGCUGGAACAGAACCUCCGUCAACGUAUCGGCGAGGCGGGUUACAACACCGUGAUCUACACGGGCACGUUCGGCGUGAGCCAGCUGCGCAACGCCAACGGACACUUCGUCGACAUCUACCUGAACGGUGGCACCGUCCCCGUACCCCUCUACUACUAUAAGGUGGUAUACGACGCGUCGAGGAGUAUAGGCACAGCGUUCAUCAGCAUCAACAACCCCUACUACACGCUCGAGGAGGCGCGCGCGAUGCAGUUCUGCACAGACCGCUGCCGCAACAACGCCGCAUUCAACUGGCUGAGGUGGCAGCCCGACCGCCUCGACAUCGGCUACAGCUUCUGCUGCACCGUCGACGACUUCCGACGAAGGAUCCCCCAUCUCCCCGAAUUCACUGUCAACGCUCUCCUAUCAUGAUUCAUAAAAUAUAUUCCAGGGAUAUUUGUAAAUAAAA